GCAGAAAAUGUAUUUACUUUUGUCUUCUAACAAAAGUUAAAACGUAGAAGUAGAAGAUGAUGAAACUGACAAAUAAAUUGAACGAGCAACGAAUGAAUUUUUUACUUGGAAAAAUUAAACUUAAUUGAACAUUUAAAUAUAAGUGAAAAAUAGAAGCAUCAAUACAAUGAAACCAUGAUCAAGUCUUUCCUUUAUUCAAAAUGUGUCUCGUUACAUUAAAAUAACAAGCAAUUUCAAUACAAUUUAUAAACAAUAAUGAAAAUUAGAAUUUCGCACGGAAUAGUAGAAAAAAAAAAUCAUUUAAUCCUCUAAUGCAUCCAUUUUUUAGAGGUCAUAGCUAUUUUUCUAGGAUUAAUUUAGCGUGAAAAUAUUUAAAAAAUAUUCAAAAUGCAAAAAUCGUCGUCGUUUGUUUUGAAAACGCCAUAAACAAUAAUCUUUUCGUGUACUUCUUAUAAACAAAGUUCAAUAAACAACUGAAUGACAUACGCUCGUCAAAUGAUCGGCUAGUGAAAGAGAAGUUUUAGUGGGAUACCUUGAGUAUGAGGGGACUUAUCUUGUUUUCUUUCAGUCAUAAGAAAAUCUAAUUCGAAUAUUCUCUGAAACGCGUCAUAUUUUAGACUAAUGUUUACAAUUAGGCGCAUAUCUUGUUUAUUUCACAAUAUUUUCUUACUGACUGAACUCAUCUCAUUUACAAAAAUCAUCUUGGAUAAACAAAACAACAUCGGCAUUCAAAUUGUUGGUGUAGUUUUCCAGAAAAUGAUAUCAGCCACCUAAAACAGGUAUAAAUAAUUCAGAUUUGUGCGAAGUAGAUUUAUUCAAGUUUUCAGUGUGAAACAGUUUUGUAUUGAAAUAUAAAUUGGAAUUAUUUCGAAAAUGGAAUUCAAAAUUAAGUUUUUCAUUGUGCAUGUAUUACUUUUGACAAUAAAUUCAGUUGAUUUGAUUAAUGGUCAGCGACGAAGUUUUUGUUGUCAAGAAUAUUGCUAUGAUUCGGACAAAGAAAAAACACAAAUUAAUUAUUUUUCAUCGAAGACAUCGUAUUUCAUAGAAAAACGAAAAGAACCUGACUCACAAUUCGUCGUACCAAAUUGUACGCCGGAAAAAAUUUGGUUUUAUGUCAGACAUGGUGCUCGGUUACCAACAACGAGAGAAAUGAACCGUUUCGUAAACUUGGAGGAUUUGAGAGAUAAAAUUAUUGAAAACUAUAAGAAGAAUACACAACCAAAAUAUGGUGCGAUGUGUGAUAGAGACUUGAUUCUAUUGAAAAAAUGGAAAUGGAAUAGAAAUAUUACAACAGAAUAUGAUGAGCAUCUCACUGUACAAGGGUGGAAUGAAGUAAAAUACAUUGCGCAACGAUUCAAAGAGUUAUUUCCAACCAUUUUUAAGACUUCUUAUGACAAAGAAAGAUACUUAUUUCGGUACACAGACACUGAUCGUUCCGAAAGUACUUUUCAAGCAUAUGUUGAUGGUCUCUUUGGCCCAGAGCUUGACACAAAAUCAAUUGAAGUGCCACCAGGAGAGGAAAAUAACAAUUUGAUCAUGCCAUACUAUUCAUGUCCAACUGAUAAAGAAGAAACGCGUGGAAAUCGAUCCGAAUACAGAAAAUACUUGGAAUCAAAAAUAAUGUAUCGUUUGGUGAGUGAUGUGUCUGAACGACUUGGAUUCCAAACUCCGUUGGAACCAGAGGCUGUGUUUGAUAUGUACCACAUGUGCAUAUAUGAUCAAGCAUGGAAUCCUGAGAAAACGAGUGCAUGGUGUUCAGCAUUUACACCAUCACAAAUUUAUCAUUUAGAGUAUCCAGAAGAUCUACGUAAAUAUUACGAAAGUGGUCAUGGUCGUGUUGGGAACAGUCGUUUAUUGUGCUCUCUAAUGAAUGAUAUGUUAACGCAUCUUGAAAGUAAAACCGAACCAAAAGCCAUUGUCUAUCUAACGCAUUCAUCGAGUUUCCUCUUGCUAUUGAGCACGCUCGGUGCGUACAAGGACGCCGAUCCACUGAGAGCCGACAAUUAUUACAGCAUGUCAAAUAGAAAGUGGCGUUUAAGCAAUAUUGCUCCACUUGCAUCCAAUUUAGCCACAGUUAAAUAUAAUUGCCCCAAUGAAAUAGAACAAGAGAAAGUUAUGUUUUUCCUAAACGAAGAACCGAUUGAGUUUGACUGGUGCAAUAUGGGCCUAUGCGAUUGGAAAGAUGUAAAAGAAUACUACAAAAUUUAUACGCAAGUCAACUGUGAUGAAUAUUAUUGUUAUUCGGGCGCAUCAGCUACUGCUAUUAUCACAAAAGUACUUAUCGCUGUGGUGUCCAUGAGUUUUAUCAUUAAAUAUGCAUUCUUCCAUUCAUAAAUCACUAUGAAUUUAAGCUUCAAAACGCUUCUAUUUAUGUAAUUUUUUCUGUUUAUAACGGAUUUUUUCCAGCAAGUUAAGA
Messenger RNA from Contarinia nasturtii (swede midge), 2416 nucleotides. Its product is annotated as multiple inositol polyphosphate phosphatase 1-like. NCBI's taxonomy places the organism in Eukaryota, Metazoa, Arthropoda, Insecta, Diptera, Cecidomyiidae. The transcript has 7 exons. Gene Ontology annotation, molecular function: inositol phosphate phosphatase activity; acid phosphatase activity. Bases 874 to 2334 code for a protein of 486 amino acids. The record is from RefSeq and is a predicted model, not a curated record.